AUGGAGGGUAGCAAUCAUGGGCAUAAGCCGUUGGAGGAAAGUGUAACGCCGGGGACAGAAGACAAAUCACCACCGGUGCGUGGAAUUGGCUUGCGGGUGACGAAUAUAGAGGUGGAAGUUAAUACUGGUGCGGCAUGUGAAGGAAGCUUUAUGGUGGCAAAGAAGGUUUCCCAUGCAAACCCUAGUGUGACGGCUGAUAAGGGUGUGAUGAGUAGCGCAAACCCUAGUGGGACGGCUGAUAAGGGCUCUAUGGAUGCUGGUAUUUCAACUAAACCCUUAUCAUAUGCAGAGUCGGUCGUGGCUGAAAGCUUGAGAAAGGUAAAUUUUCAGAAACUGACCACUAUUGAUAAGCAUGAUGGUUGUGAUGUGGUGUUGCCUAGGGAUUCAAUAAGAGUAGCGAAAGACAAAAUGGCAAACACGUUGUAUGGCUAUUUUUUGGGGGAUAGAGUAGCAUACCUAGUUGUGGAAUACUUUGUUCGGAACAAUUGGAAAAGAUUUGGGUUGCAAAAGUCAAUGAUGAACGCAAACGGUUUUUUCUUUUUCAAGUUUGGUGAUCAAACGGGUAUGAUGAAUGCACUUAAUGAGGGUCCAUGGAUCAUUCGGUCACAACCGUUGUUCUUGGAAGUUUGGUCUCCUUCGGUUAAACUUGAGAAGAAAGAAGUAAAAAAGGUUCAAGUUUGGGUCAAGAUUCAUGAGGUCCCUAUUGUGGCUUACACGGAGGAUGGUCUAAGCUUAAUUGCGUCAGCUAUAGGGGAGCCGAAGGCUCUAGAUUCUUUUUCAACAGCUAUGUGUGUUGAUAUGUGGGGUCGUAGCAGCUACGCUCGUGCUCUAAUUGAAAUAUCGGCUGAUAAUGAUUUCAAGGAGGAGUUGGUCAUUGCGGUUCCGUGUAUGGAUGGGGAUGGAUUUGCUAAGGAGAAGGUUUAUGUAGAAUAUGAAUGGAUCCCCCAUAGGUGUGGCCGGUGUUGUGUUUUUGGUCAUAAUGAUGAUGCUUGUCCGAGGCAGGUGGCUCGUCUAACUACGGGUGUGAAUAAAGGCCCUAAACAAAAGGAAGCUAAUCAAGGUUUGGGUCCGAAAAAGGUGAGGUUUACUGAUUCGGGUAGUUUUACGGAUGUGGAUUCUAGAAAAGUGGCAAAACGGACCGGCUUUCCAGUGAAUAAACAAAAACAAAAGUUUGAGUAUAGACCAGUGGCGCCUAAACAUGAUUAUAUUAAAACGGGAGGUGGAGUGAAGAUUCAACCGAAAUCAGCGACUAAUGUUGCUUUGCAUAACUCGUUUGAUGCUCUUGUGAAUGAUGAAGGGGAAUCGAGUAAAACAAGGGGGGGAGGUGAUAAGGGUCAAGAGGAUUCGGAUGAUGAGGAGGUAGUGGAAGUGGGUUUGAACCGACCCCUGAAACAAAAGGAGGUUCGUCAAGUUGUCAAGGAUAAUAACGUCUAUUUAUGUGCCAUUCUUGAAUCUCAUGUGGAUGUGAAUAACUUGAGUAAAGUGUGUGGCUUUGUGUUUCGGAAUUGGGAUUGGACUUCAAAUGGUGGUUGUUGUCAAAAAGGGACUCGCAUAAUCCUCGGAUGGGAUCCGGCUGUAGUGGAAGUUAUGGUUCUCUUUCAAGCGACUCAAGUGAUGCAUUUUCAGGUUAUCUUUAAACUCGACAGGAGAAUGCUUUUUUGUUCGGUUGUGUAUGCAGCAAACUAUUAUAUUUCGCGUAGGGAGUUAUGGAACCAACUCAGAAUGCAUAAAGCGCUGGUCAAUAAUGCCCCGUGGGUUAUAAUGGGGGACUUUAAUUCGGCUCUUAAUCUAGAAGGCAAGUCUUUUGGCAUUUCUAAUGUUUCUCCAGGUAUGCGUGAUUUCAAGGAAUGUGUGGAGGAUAUCGAAAUGUUUGAUGUUAAACGAGUGGGUAUGCAUUUCACGUGGAACCAAAAGCCGAAGAAUGGUGUGGGUUUGUUAAAGAAAAUUGAUCGUGUCUUGGGUAAUACUCCGUUUGUGUCUGCUUAUCCGGAAUCGGUUGCUGUCUUUCAACCCUAUGGAGUCUCGGAUCAUAGUCCUUGCAUUUUGAAAUUUCCAAAAGUGGCAAAACCCAAGCCAAGACCGUUUAAAUUCGCUAAUUUCUUAGUGUUCAAACCGAAAUUUUUGGAUAUUGUCAAAAAGUAA
Molecule: messenger RNA, 2142 nt
Organism: Helianthus annuus (common sunflower)
Lineage: Eukaryota; Viridiplantae; Streptophyta; Magnoliopsida; Asterales; Asteraceae
Exons: 3
Coding region: 1-2142 (713 amino acids)
Source: RefSeq, a predicted model, not a curated record